AUUUAGCUUAAUGGACACCAAUCCUGAUUGUUUAUUGUUGCAGCUCAAUAUUGGGUGUUUGAGUGAGAUCGUCACUUUUGUGCCUCUCAAGCAAGCUCUCCAGCUCAGACUGGUCUCUCGUAAACUCAACCAAGCUGUCUGUUAUGGAUGGAGGCUCCGUAUUUACCAGAUCGAGGCUUUGAUGAAGCAUUGUAACACAAAACUAAAAGAAGGGUUUGAAGACAAGACAGUGGAAGACUACAAGGACAUGUGAGAGCACCAGAGUUGUAUCAUUGAUGACUUGAAUGCUUACGUUGAGAAUGGAUUUAAGCUUAACGCUCCAAGACAAAAUUACAUGAACAUUGGAUACCUAGUAAAGCCUCCUAGAUUUGUGUCGGUUCCUUUAGUGACAUCAAUGAUUCUUCUUGGGUGGUCCCAUAAAAUUCCUCUUUCAACUGAUUUUCAAGAUACGAAAGAGAUUCGAAAGCUUUGGAAUCAAUGAAGAAUCCAUUUUCGGAAUAAAAAUGUGAUGAAGCUGCACAAUGCAUUUAAAGUAGAUCAAGUAGACCCAGUCGACAUUGUGACUUGUAAGAAGAUUCUUAGUAUGCAUUCUGAUCUUACAUUUGUGAGAAUCCAAGCAGAGUCAAGAUGAGCUGCCAACAUGUUCUCAUGGAGUAACCUUGUCAUCAAAUAUUUUGAGAUCGACCAGCAGAUCAAGCCUCUCGGUAUCAGACAAAUUGAAGACAAGAUCUCAAAGUACGAAAGAACUGAGAAGAAAAUGAUGCAGGUGUUUGAUCGAAUCCUAGUUCACCAGAACUUCUAGUCUAUGAUAUGUAAGAUCAGUUUUGUUUCAACUUGACCGACAAUU
Messenger RNA from Moneuplotes crassus, 847 nucleotides. The record is from the annotation of a GenBank genome assembly. Lineage: Eukaryota; Ciliophora; Spirotrichea; Euplotida; Euplotidae.